Messenger RNA from Liolophura sinensis, 2155 nucleotides. RefSeq names its product OCIA domain-containing protein 1-like. The transcript has 8 exons. NCBI's taxonomy places the organism in Eukaryota, Metazoa, Mollusca, Polyplacophora, Chitonida, Chitonidae. Gene Ontology annotation, cellular component: endosome. The coding region runs from base 51 to 875 and encodes 274 amino acids. The record is from RefSeq and is a predicted model, not a curated record.
GGGGUAUGGUUUAAAAUUUGCAGACGACGGAAUUGUGAUCGGCUCUUGCGAUGUCUGGAACUCCUGGGUCGUCUGGUGCACAUCCAGAUGCACAUCAUCGUCACGAACGACCACAUUUCCCCCAGAGGCCCCCAGACUUGUCAAAGGAUGAGAUUAGAGUGCUGAAAGAAUGCAGUACAGAAAGCUUUUGGUUCAGAUGUGUACCACUAUCCCUCGCCAUGAUCACAGCUACCCAGUUUGCGGUAAACAAAGGUUAUCUUGCGCGUCAUCCUAAAUAUGGAUCUCUGUUGAAGAGUAUAGGGGCUGGUUUUGUAGGUUAUGUGGUUGGCAAAGUCUCCUAUCAGGGGGAGUGUAGGAGAAAAAUUCUGGCCUUGCCAGAUAGCCGCCUGGCCGAUGCUGUCAGACAGAGAAGUGGAUUACGACCGAUGGAAGAAAUAUCCUCAUCUGUGCCUGAGUUACCCAGAAUUAGCAGGCAGCCCCAGCAGGAGAAACCGCUGAACGAAGUAUACAGUAGCUCUUUGGAGCUCACCACGGACAGAGAUUCCUCCACAACACCUCAGGGUCUAGAUGACAGCCAGAGACCAACACUAGACAAUGACAGCCUGUAUUCCAAGCCUUCAGGGCAAAGUAUUCCACCCAGCAGCUAUGUAGACUAUGAUGAAUUGAGGAAGAAAAACAGGUCAGAGUUUCAACAGAAGAGUAAACCUGAUGGCCCUGGUGACAGUUCUCCAAGUGACUUCUCAAAAAGACCCUGGCCAACACCAUCCCCUAGGGAUAUGGACUUGUCCCGUCACCACAGGCCACCCCCAGCACCCUCUCCACAACCCAGGCAGCAACCAGGUACAAACAAAUAUGGCGACGUUUGGGAGGAGUAGCAUUACAAGUGUAUGUAUUAAACCAUGAAUAAUUAUGAAUUAGUAAUGUAUAGUGUGUGAGGAAGUUUAGGAUGGUAUACAAAAGAGCAGUGCAUACUCUACGAUGAAGCUUGGUAUAAGUGUAUGUAAUGUAGGGUAUUUUCCAACGACUACAGAUACCAUGGUCAGGGAUCAGAAAAUGUAUGGUGGUAUGUUUAUGUCCUAUAACAUUAAAAAGUGUUGUUGGGAUGCCAGUAAAUAAAAUAUGGUUUGGUUGACAUCCUUGUGUUGAGCAUUGACAUUGUCUGGCCAAAUGACUCGCAGAAGUUCGUUAUGCUGGGAAUUCAUCAGAAUGUUGUGGAAACUAGAUUUUGCAUAUAUAAGAAUUUUUACCAAACGGAUAACCGGUCUUUGACUCCAAGAUGGAGCAGUUUACGGAGUUUAGUACAAAUCUGUCUAGCUGUUUCACCAGUUUUUUUUGGUAUGUGACACUUUAAGUAAUUUCAUAAAAUGAGUAAUUUCUUCCAUCCUGCUGUGCUGGUGUUCAGGCAGCGUUCUCAACUGUAGGUUAUAACAUCGCUAUACAUGUGGCCGGUGAAAGUGAUAUAAAUCAGUACAGUGAAGUACUGGCGGUAGGGGGUAGACAGAAUACUCGAAACCAGUGACUAAACAUUGUGGAGGUGCAACUGUACGGAAGUCUAUUAUACACUCGUUAGGAAGUCAUUGUCGAGGAACUUUCCUGUCCUUAUUUCUGUUGGAUGACCACUGAUUGGAUACUGGUACUGAGGCACUACACCAACUGUUCUCAUACCAGCAGAUGAAUCAUUAGGUACACCAUGGAGGUAUAUACUUCCAGUGAUACACCUACAUGUACAGGGGCAGUUUGGGAAUAGUUAGAACUUUAUGCAGGAUAGAAAUGGUUAGGUAUCCGGUUUGAGGCAUUGCACCUAUGGUGCAGUACUAAAUACUUGGGCUGUUAAAUCUCAGCUGUGAGUGUGAUAUACCUUUUGUCUUAUUCUGUUAUUUGGAAUAGUCAUGGUCACGCUUUUCUUGCUUUAAGUAGAAUUCCAAAUAGUUUUAAGAUCGAAAAAUAGCCUUCCCGUCAUAUCAUGUAUCUAUGCAAUAAACUGGGCUAAAGUGUGACAUUUAUCUUUCGGUUUUCUUAUUGUAUUUCAUUAUUAAGUAUUUACUUAAUUUGAGUCACUACUGUGAUUUAAAUAAUUCUUUAUAGUUGCCAAUCUGAGUAGACAAAUUCAGGACUUCUAUAAACAACAGAUAUCAGCCUUAAAUGAAAUCUUGUU